AUGGAAUCUCAGUACUUUGAAAAUUAUUCAAGUUCCCGACCAACUCUAAAUUUUUCCAGGCCAACAGAAAUUGCAAACCAAUUCAACCCACUAAACAUUCAAAUGCAACCUCUUUAUCACUUUGAUCCAACAACAGGAACAUAUAUUUCUGUUAACCCACAACAUACACUUGGAUUCUCCUUUGAAAAUAUUUUAAACUCUCCAAUUGAUAAUUCUGAAGGUGAAGUUGCGGCGAGGGAGUGGCAAAAAAAGGCUAAAAAUACGAAAAAUUCUAACAGCUCCCAAGCUUCACUUGCAAAAAAGGAUUGGACCAGCGAGGAAGAAAUUGCUUUAACAAAAGCAUGGUUAUAUAUUUCUGAGGAUGCUGAUAUUGGUACCAAUCAAAAGGGAGCAGCUAUGUGGGAUCGUAUUUUGGAGAGAGAGAGCAUGGGUGCUGAAUGCAAUUUUUCUAGGAAUAACAAUAGCCUACAACUCAAAUGGUCCAAGAUACAAGUUGCAGUAAGCAUAUUUCAUUCUUUGUAUGAGCGUUUAGAAAGACAUCCACAAAGCGGUACAAACUCGGAAGAUUUGUCUGCAACCUCAACGAAACAAGGGGUUGAGCACAAGAUGAGUACAAUGACAGGUGAAGUUAUGGAAACCAAUGGGGAUGGUGAUGGUGAUGUACCUGUAUGUACCAAUAUUGAUGGUAUUGUGCGGCCAGAAGGAAGGAAAAAAUGCAAAGAAAAAAAAAAAGAAAGCCAAAUGAGGAAAAGAGUGUUGUGGAUGCUUUAA
Striga asiatica is the source of this 771-nucleotide messenger RNA. The record is from the annotation of a GenBank genome assembly. NCBI's taxonomy places the organism in Eukaryota, Viridiplantae, Streptophyta, Magnoliopsida, Lamiales, Orobanchaceae.